Anguilla rostrata (American eel) is the source of this 861-nucleotide messenger RNA. It is a transcript of the gene rbp4, whose product is annotated as retinol binding protein 4, plasma. Gene Ontology annotation, biological process: retinol transport. The transcript is spliced from 6 exons. Gene Ontology annotation, molecular function: retinol transmembrane transporter activity; retinol binding. The record is from RefSeq and is a predicted model, not a curated record. The coding region runs from base 172 to 750 and encodes 192 amino acids. Lineage: Eukaryota; Metazoa; Chordata; Actinopteri; Anguilliformes; Anguillidae.
UUACAUAAAUGUUUACCCCAUUAAAGCAGUGAUGUGGAGAGGAGCUCAGAUAUCCAGGUGGGGUUAUGAAACAGGGAGCCUCUAUAUAAGCCAAACCUCUGGACACAAGAGCUCUGAAACAGACUGAACUUCUCCCAAGACUGCUUUUUUUCCCAGGUCUGAGUCUCCAGGAUGUUCAGGGUUUUAGCCCUCCUCUGUGUACUAGCUACGUGCUGGGCACAGGACUGCACCGUGUCAAACUUCCAAGUGAUGAAGAAUUUUGACCGACAGAGGUACACUGGGACAUGGUAUGCUGUGGCCAAGAAGGAUCCGGUUGGACUCUUUCUGCUUGAUAACAUUGUGGCGGAGUUUGCCAUGGAAGCUGAUGGGUCAAUGACAGCUAAAGCCAAGGGCAGAGUGAUCAUCUUGAAUAACUGGGAGCUUUGUGCGAACAUGUUUGCUACUUUCGAGGACAGCACAGACCCUGCUAAGUUCAAGAUGAAAUACUGGGGAGCUGCUACUUAUCUUCAGUCUGGAAAUGAUGACCACUGGGUCAUUGACACUGACUACGACAACUACGCCAUCCACUAUUCCUGCCGCCAGCUGGACACCGACGGCACCUGCCUGGACAGCUACUCCUUCAUCUUCUCCCGUCACCCCAACGGCCUCAGACCCGAGGACCAGAAGAUCGUCACGCAGAGAAAGCAGGAGCUUUGCUUGCUCGGCAAAUACAGGCGUGUUUCUCACAACGGGUACUGUGAUGGGAACUGAUUCAGCACUGCCAAAGAAAACACUGUGAAAUUUUAAAAUCACAAAUAAAACUCCAAAUGUUUGUAUAAAAUGUAUUUGAAAUCAAUAACAGCAAAAUACUAUAAAAAGAAA